AUGGAAGUAAAAAAUGAUAAUUUAUGUAAUGAUAUAAAAAAAGAAGAUAAAAAAAAUGAAAUUAAGAUAACUAAAAAAAUAGUAGAAAAUAUACCUCCUAAUAGAACUAAUGAAAAAAAUAAUGAUAAUAAAGAAAAUCUAAAUGAUAUAAAUUCUAACAAAGAUAAAAAUAAUGAAAAUACUAUUAAAGAAAAUAAAAAUGAAGAAGGGAAAAAUGGUGAUAUUGUAAAAAACGCAUUUAAUGAAAAAGUAUUAAGAAAUGAAGUUAUAAAUAAUGUGGAUAAUAUGAAUUUUAAGAAGUUAAGAAAAAAAUUAAAUAAUUUAAAUUAUAAAGAACAUUUAUGUUUAUUAUGUACUCCAUUAGUUCAGAUUAUUUUUAAUGAUUUAAUUCAAGCAAUUCAAAAUUUUCAAAAACUAUCAAAUAAAUAUGAAGAAUGUCAAAAAAAAUAUAAAGAAUUAAAAAAUGAGAAGAAAACACAAAAUACAGAAAUAGAACAAAAUACAAGAAAAAAUAAAAUUGAAAAUGAUUUAUCUUUAAUCGAAGAAAAAAAUAAUACAAAUUCAAUGAUUAAAGAACAAGAACAAAAAAUAAAAGACCUUAAUAAAAAGUUAAAAGAAGAAACUUCUUUAAAAGAAUCAUACAUAUUAGAAAAUAAAAAAUUAAAGUUUACCAUUGAUAUAAUACAAAGUGAUAAAAAAGAAAAAUUAGAAGAAUCUAUUGAUGAAUUAUCAAAUGAUAAUUUUUCGUGUUUGAAUAGUAGAAUGAAAUCAUUUGAUGAUCUUGAAAUUGAAAAAAAAAAAAAAAAUGAAAGGACUAAAUAUAAUAAGGAAACAAGUAUUAUAAAUGAUUAUACAUUAUCAUUAGGGAAGGAAUUAACAUAUUAUAAAAAACUAUGUAAAGAUUUUAAAAUAGAAAUUGAAAAAUUGAAAAAAAAUGCUUAUGAUAAUAAUACUAAAGAGAAAACAAAUGAUAAUGAAAAAAAGGAUAAUGAAAUUAAUAAGGACAAAGUAAUAAAUGAAAAUACAAUUGAAGAAAAAAAUUUUGAGAUUAAUUAUUUAAAAAAAAGGUUAAACGAAUAUGAAAUAGAAAUUAGAAAACUUAAUGAACUAAGAAUGAUGAAUGGCAUAAAAGAAGAAUUAAAAAAUUCAAUGGAUAGUUAUAUAUGUGAAAGUACACUAAAUGAAAAUUAUAAUGAACAAAAAAGUAACAACUUCGACAUAGCAGAUAAUAUGAGUGUUGAUGUUUUAACAAAAAAUGAAGAUUCUGUUAAUGAUAUAAAUAAUUUAAAUAAAAUAUUAAAAGUGAGAAAUAAUGAAAUUUAUCAUCUAAAAAACCGUGUUUUGUUAUUAGAAACAGAAUUGCAAAAUAAAAAUGAUGAAGAAAAAAAAUUAAAAGAAAAAUUAAAUUUAAUAGAUGACAAUGAUAAUAAUAAAAAAAAGAAUAAUUUAUACAAGUCAGAAAAUAGUGAAAAUGAUGAAGAAUCUCUUGAAUUAAAUUAUUUAAAAAAGGAAAUAAAAAUAAAGAAGGAUGAAAUAAAUGAAUUAAAUAAUUUAUUAGAGAAAUUAAAAAUUGAAUUAAAGGAAGAAAAAAGUAGAAGUGAAAAAUAUGAAAAACAAUAUAAUGAAGAAAAGAGUGAAAUAGCGAUAUUAAAAGAUGAAUUAAAAAAUUUAGAAAAAGAAAUUCAUGCAAAAGAAAGUGAAUUCAACUUGAAUAGAGAUACAAUUAAUAGUUUAAAAUUAGAAUCAGCUGAAUUUAAUAAUAUCAUCUCAUGCUCAAAUGAAACUAAAAAACAUUUAACGGACUAUAUACAUAAUUUAUUAAAUAAAUUAAGUGAAUCUAAUGAUAAAAUUGAUGAAUUAAAAGAUAGUAAUAUAUUACAAAAGCAAAAAAUUGAAGCAUAUAAAAAAGAAAUAAAAAAAUUAAAAAAUGAUUUAAUAGAUUCUAAUAAUCAAAUGGAUGAAUUUGCAUCUGUUUUAGAUAAAAAAGAUGAGACAAUUGAAAAUUUUAAAUGCAAAUUGGAAAAUUUAAAUAAAGAAUGUGGUGAUUUAACAAUAAAAUAUAAUGAAUUAUUAAAAGAAAAUAAAAAUUUGCAAAUUACUAAUUCGUCUUACAACGCAAAUACUACUCUUAUUAUUCAACAGUUGCAACAAGAAAUUGAAAUAUUGAAUAUAACUAAUAGUCAUCUAAAAAAAAUUGAAGAAGAUUAUAAAAUUGUUUUACAAGAAAAAACGAUAAUUGAAGAAGCUGCAAUAAAAAUCCAAACAGAAUUAAAAAAAUCAGUUGAUAAAAUUAAAAAUUUAGAAACGUAUAUUCAAACAUUAUCUGUAGAAAUAUCGAAUUUGAAGUCACAAAGAGAUGAUUCAUUAGAUGCACUAACAAAAGUAGCUAUUGAUAAAACACAAUAUGAGAAUGAACUAAUACAAAGUAAAAAUAUUAUUUAUGAUUUAAAAAAACAGUUAAAUGAAUAUGAAAACAAUGUAAAAUUUGUUCAGAAUAAUAUAAGUGAAAUAAAUAUGAUGCAUUUAAAAAAAGAAGAAGAGCAAAUUAUUUUAAAAAAUGAAAUAAAAACAUUAAGAGAAAAUUUAAAUGAAAAAACUAUAACAUUAGAAUUAUUGCAAGAAAAAGAGAAAAAACUUGAACAAAAUGCAAUUGCAUAUGAUGAAUUUCAUUUAAAUGCUCAAAAGAAAUACAAUUCCUAUGAGAAAAUGAUUGAAAAUUUAAAAAAAGAAAUAGAUGAAUUAACUAUAAAUAAUAACGAUAACAUAAUAAUUAUAGAAAAAUUAAAAAAUGAAUUGAAAGAAUUGAAUGAUCAGGAAAAAAAUAAUGCAAAUAAAUUUACGAAAAAUAUUUUGAAAAAUCAAAAUGAUAUAGUAAAUGAUAAUAAUAUAGGAAUAAUAUAUCCAAAAAAUAUUAAUGAUAAUAAUAUUAAUGAAGUUGAAAAGGAAAACGUUCAAAAUAAAGAGGAAGGUAUAAAUUAUAAAACAGAUAACAAAGAGUUAUAUAAAAGCAAUUCUUGUAAUAAUACUACAAAAGAAGAAGAAAAUAUAUAUGAUUACAAUGAUGAUUUUACUAUUUUUAUCAAUACAAAAAAAAAAAAUUAUAAAAAUAAACUAAAUAAUAAUGUAAAUCAAGAAGAAAAGAUUAAAAAAAUGAAAGAAAAAAAUAAUGAAAUAGAUAAUUUAUUUGAUUUAAAAAGUGAUGCCAACAACAAAAUUGAAGAGACAUAUGUGAAUGAAACCUUACAUGUAAAUAAGAGAGAAAUUAAUGUAAAAAGUGAGGAAAAAAUUAAAUCAAAAAGUAUAAAAAGUGAUAAAAAAGAAGAAAAUAAUAAAAAUUCUAAAUUAAGAAAAAAUAAUAUGCCUAAAAAUGAUUUAUAUAGCGCCGAAAAAAUAAGUGAAGAAUUAAAUGAAACAGAUGUAUCUUCUAAUAGCAAAAGUAUAAAUAUUGAUUUCUUAUCUUUUAAUAAAAAGUCUAAGAACUGUUUAUUAAAUCAAAAUGAUGCAGAUAAUGAUCAUUCGAUAACUUUACUAAAAGAAUUAAGUUUAUCAUCUUUAAAUAACAUAGAAAAAAAGAAAAAUGACAAAUUAAAUAUAAAUAAUUAUUCUAGUGAAAACUCUUCUUAUCUAGAUAACAAUGAUAUUUCUUUAUUCAGUAGUUUAAAAAUUAAAAAAAUGUUUAAUUUAAGUAGCACAAAUAACAAAGACAUAGAAAAAAAAAAUUUAAUGAAAUACACUAAAUUAAAAAGUUACAAUAAUAAUAAAAAUAACACUUAUGAUAUAAAUAUCAGUAAAUCUAAUGUGUAUGAUAACAAGGCAAAUGAUUCUUAUGAUGAUAUAAUAUUUAAUCUUAAAAAUAGCUGGAAACAUAGAGAAGAAAAAGAUAUUAUAAAUGAAAAAAUCAAGAAAAAUCAAAGGGAUAAUAACUUAGGGUUAAACUUUGAAGAUUCUAACAUUACUCUUGACAAAUCAUACUUUAAGAAAGAAAAAAAUAAUAAUAUGAAAAAUAAUUAUAAUAACAAUGACUAUGAAGAUAAUUUUCAAUUAUCUAAUGUUCAAAAUAAAAAAAAAUAUAUUGAAGAAGAAAAAAAAAAAAAAAAACUGUUAGCAUCAAGUCAUGAUAUUAAACAUUCCGUUAAUAACACAGAUUACAAUAAAAAAAAAAUAUCAAAAAUAUCUGACGAUUUUGAAAAUUCAAAUGAAUAUAAUAAAUUAAAAGAAAUUAAAAAUAAAAAAAAUAUAAAUACCUCUAAUUUUAACUCUGAAUUGAAUUUAUCAAAAAAUAAUAAAAAGAAUGUUCUCAAUGUAAAUGAUAUUAAGCAAUAUAAUAAAUACAAUAAUGAUACAUAUAAUAAUGAGAAAAAUAAAAAAUCGUAUAAUUUUAUUUCACAAACAAGCUAUGAAGCUAAUAGUAAUACUAGUAGUAUCUUAUUAGAUUCCCUAAGUUCUGAUUUAGGUCAUAAUGUUAGUGUUGAUCAUUAUAAUAAUAAUAAUAGAAAAAAUUUCAAUAAUCAAUUAAAUAAUUUAAAUUUUAAGAGUAAAAUAGAUUAUAAUAGCAUUUUAUAUAGUUCUAAUGAUUCUCAUACUUUGAAUAAAGAAAAAAAAUUAUUAGAGAAUAAAAAUUAUAACAGAAAUAACCAUAAAAACAUAUUCAUAAAAGAAAAUAAUAAUAAUUAUGAAAAUUCCUUAUAUCAUAAAAAGGUUAACGGAAUUAUUCAAGUUGAAAAUUAUAAAAAAGAGGAAAUAGGAAACAGUAAUGAUAUUAAAAGUGAGACGUUCAUAAACAAAUCAAAAAUUAAAAAAGAUUUAUAUAAUAAAUACAUGAAUGUAUUAAAAAGUUUAAAAAGUGAUGAAAUUGAUGCUUCUAUAAAUACUACAAAUAAUAAAACUAUCGAUUUAACCAAUGACCUAACGAAAGUACAAGAAAAUUCCACUUCAAUGUUAUCUUCAUCAAAAACACUACAGAAAGAUAGUUUGUUAAGUAAUCUUUCAAAAUUUAAAUUUAAUGAAGAAAUUGAUCAAUAUAAAUGUGAUCCUUUAAACAUAAUUAAACCGAUUGAAGAAUCGAAUAGAGAAGAUUUUUAA
Messenger RNA from Plasmodium gallinaceum, 5082 nucleotides. Its product is annotated as conserved Plasmodium protein, unknown function. Bases 1 to 5082 code for a protein of 1693 amino acids. Lineage: Eukaryota; Apicomplexa; Aconoidasida; Haemosporida; Plasmodiidae. The record is from RefSeq and is a predicted model, not a curated record. The transcript has a single exon.